AUGCGCCCUCCCAAUUCCCCACCCUCCUCUCCAUUCCUCACCCCAGACAGGCCCCAGAUCGACCAAGAUGCCUCACUCGACUUCGAGUUCCCUCAGCCGCAAACUGUUGGACUCGAACCACUUACCGUCGAUAAUCCUAUGAAUGAUCAGCCCGAACCUCCAUUCGCCCCAAUACUCAUCGCGCAUGCCGACCCCGACCACGCUUACGGAGCUCAACUUGGGGAUGACGACGGUGACUCGGUCUUCGAUAUCCCUCAACCCUCGAUUCCGCUCUCGCCACCCAUCGAUGCUGCCGACUUGACAACUCCUCCCCAACCCGUAGCCGUGGUCCCGCCGUUGCCGGAAGUUCAAGACCUCGAAGAUGACGUCGAUCCUGCAAAUGCCGGUCUACAUCCCAUGGCAUUGAGCAAUGCCAACCCCAUGUCGCUCGGACCCGAGAAUCCCCACGUUAUGCAGUUCCUCGAGCUCUGGGAAUGGUCAAAUCAAGCAGAAAUCCCGCUUCGCGCAAAUAGUCCUGUUCCGCUGUUCCGGGAAAUUCGACGCCUGGCGCGCGAAUGUCCACGCCGGGUCGAGUAUAAGCAGCUGAGGGGCGACGAUUACGACUUUCAAGGCAUCAGUUGGAGGGAUCUUGGUGUCACGAGGAAUAUCGCGAGGCGCCGUCGUAUGGCGACGUUCCAUAACUAUGUUAACAGGCCAGCGUCUGAUGUGUGGCAUAAAGGGUCGUCCGAUAGGCUUUUACCACCCGUCGAUAACUUCUUCAGAUAUAAGAGUAUGGAUAUUAGGCGUGAUGUGCGUUUGCUACACUUCCAGCUUCGCAACAUCUUGGGCGUCGCAUCACGCACGAGAAUAUUCUAUCCUAGCUUUACCUCGGUUAGGGAACAUGACCCUACAACCGGGAAGGAUAAAACAGCAAUGCGCUUCGAGAAUCAGACCGGGGCUUGUGUAUCUACCUUAACUGCCAGUGAAAACAUAUUGAUCGCUGGUGGCUUCUACGGAACCUACCAAUACCGUCACUUGAACUCCGGGGUGAGCCUUGAGACUCAUGAAGGACAAUUGACAAGCCAUAAUAGUGGUAUCACCAAUCAUGUGCAACUUCACUCGUCCCGGCAUUCGUCGACGCCCUUAGCAGCUUUCGCUUCUAACGACUUUGGUUUCCGGGUGGUAGACUUAUCUACGAAUAAGAUCACAUCGGAGAUAAUGUAUGAUUUUGCCAUGAAUUGUUCGGCAUUGAGCCCAGAUAUGAGACUUCGCGUUAUAGUCGGAGAUCAUGAGAAUGCACUUAUAACCGAUGCCGAGUCCGGUGAGAUUCUUCAGGAGCUCGAGGGCCAUAAGGACUUCGGCUUCGCUUGCGAUUGGGCACCGGAUGGUUGGACUGUUGCCACCGGAAACCAGGAUAAGACUAUUAGGAUAUGGGAUGCUCGCAAAUGGAAGAAUAGCAAUGGGCAGGCCGAAUCCGUCGCCGCGGUCAGGACUGAGAUGGCCGGCGCGCGGAGUUUACGUUUUUCUCCCCUUGGUUCCGGGAAGAGGAUCUUGGUCGCUGCCGAAGAAGCCGACUUCGUCAAUCUAAUCGACGCCCAGACAUUUAGCACCAGGCAAACUGUCGACAUAUUCGGCGAGCUUGGCGGUGUCGAUUUCGCCAACGGCGGUCACGAUCUCAUCGCUCUAUCAUGCGAUUUAUCUCGAGGAGGCGUUAUGCGCCUAGAACGUUGCGACACUGGAGCGGAAGACACCUUUGAUUAUGCAGAUAGGGGUCAUUCGGAAGACGCACCGUGGUGGUGGACUCCUGGGUAUGAUUGGAUGCAAAGUCCGGAACAAAUAGUGGCAGCGCCAAGGUCACAGGAGACUCUUACACAGAAACGAAGACGGGCCGCGAUGUCAGAGAACUGGAACUUCUGA
This is a messenger RNA of Annulohypoxylon maeteangense, 1896 nucleotides long. Its product is annotated as YVTN repeat-like/Quino protein amine dehydrogenase. Gene Ontology annotation, molecular function: protein binding. The transcript is spliced from 2 exons. NCBI's taxonomy places the organism in Eukaryota, Fungi, Ascomycota, Sordariomycetes, Xylariales, Hypoxylaceae. The coding region runs from base 1 to 1896 and encodes 631 amino acids. The record is from RefSeq and is a predicted model, not a curated record.